AUGCCACAGCUACCAGGCAAGGAUGAUAUCCAAGGCACAUGGGAUUUCCUCGCCAUAGGCGUCGAGAAGAUUAUGAACCACCUGCGCGACGGCAUCGAUCUCAAGACAUACAUGAGCCUGUACACAGCCAUCCACAACUUCUGCACCGCUCAGAAGGCCGUCGGUCAAUCAACAAACCUCAACGCCACACAUCGUGGAGCACAUCUUCUCGGAGAAGAUCUCUACAAGCGCCUAAAUGAUUACCUCAAAUCACACCUCGCCAGCGUCCACGCUGAGAUGAUCAAGCAUUCUGACGAGGCUCUCUUGACCUUCUACAUCAAGGAGUGGAACCGUUACACCACCGCCGGCACCUACAACAACCACUUGUUCCGCUACCUCAACAGACAUUGGGUCAAGCGUGAGAUUGACGAGGGCAAGAAGGACAUAUAUGAUAUUUACACAUUGCACCUGGUCAGAUGGAAGGAGGACAUGUUCGGUACCACCCAAAAUGCCGUUAUGGAUGCCGUUUUGCACCUUGUCGAGAAGCAACGCAACGGAGAGACGAUCGAGCAAAGUCAGAUCAAGAGUGUCGUCGACUCGUUCGUAUCAUUGGGCAUCGACGAGCAGGACAGCACAAAGUCUACCCUCGAUGUCUACCGCGUCUACUUUGAGAAGCCCUACCUCGAGGCCACCGAAAAGUACUACGCCCAAGAGUCCCGCCAGUUCCUCGCAGAAAACACCGUUGUCGAAUACAUGAAGAAGGCCGAGCAGCGUCUCGAAGAAGAGAGGGAACGUGUUCCUCUCUAUCUUCUCAACGAGAUCAUGGCUCCCUUGAUGAAGACUUGCGAGAAGGCUCUGAUCACUGAUCAUUGUGCCAUCCUGCGCGACGAGUUCCAGGUUCUUCUUGACAACGAUAGAGUCGAAGACAUGACGCGCAUGUACAAGCUACUUGCUCGUAUUCAGGACGGCCUGGACCCUCUGCGCAGCAAGUUCGAGGCCCAUGUUCUCCGAGCUGGUAACGCUGCUGUCGACAAGGUUGCCUCUGCUGCCGAGAACUCGGUUGACCCCAAGACUUACGUUGACGCCCUGCUGGAGGUUCACACCAAAUACUCGGACCUUGUCCAGACCGCAUUCAAUGGCGAGUCUGAGUUUGUUCGCAGUCUCGACAAUGCUUGCCGCAACUACGUCAACCGCAACGCCAUCUGCAAGAACGGCUCAACACGUUCUCCUGAGCUUCUAUCCAAGCACGCCGAUACUUUGCUGAAGAAGUCAACCAAGAGCACUGAGGAAGAUGACAUGGAGCAACAGCUUAACCAAGUCAUGACUGUCUUCAAGUACAUUGAGGACAAGGACGUGUUCAACAAGUUCUACUCCAAGACACUGGCCAAGCGUCUAGUCCAAGGAACAUCUGCCUCCGGCGACGCUGAGACGAGCAUGAUUUCCAAGCUGAAAGACGCAAGUGGUUUCGAGUACACCAACAAGCUGCAGCGAAUGUUCCAGGACAUGCAGACAUCCAAGGAUCUCAAUGCAUCAUACGAGGACUGGUGCAAAGAGAACCUCGAGGAGGCUGACCGUAAGACCAUCAUCGACUCUUACUACAAUAUUCUUGGUACGGGUUUCUGGCCGCUGCAGCCAUCAAACACGCCCUUCACGCCGCCACAGGACAUUGCGCGCACGUACGAGCGUUUCCAAAACUACUACCUCAAGAAGCACGGUGGCCGCAAGCUGACAUGGCUGUGGCAUCUCUGCAAGGGUGAGAUCAGAGCAAACUACGUCAAGAUGAACAAGGUCCCCUACACUUUCCAAGUGUCAACUUAUCAGAUGGCAAUCUUGCUCCUCUUCAACGACAGCGAGACAGUCAGCUAUGACGAGAUCUCUGAAGCUACCAAGCUGAGCAAGGACACGCUCGAUCCCUCGAUUGCCAUCAUGCUCAAGGCAAGAGUGCUCACAGCCAAGCCCGAUGGUGCCGGUCAAGCAAGUGGUACUACCUACACGUUGAACCAUGGCUUCAAGAACAAGAAGCUGAAGGUGAACCUCAACAUUGCCAUCAAGUCGGAGCAGAAGCAAGAAGUCGAGGAGACGCACAAGACGAUCGAGGAGGACAGAAAGAUGCUCAUGCAGUCUGCCAUUGUUCGCAUCAUGAAGUCUCGCAAGACAAUGAAGCACACUCAGCUGGUUGCCGAGGUCAUCUCGCAAAUCAAGAACAGAUUCGUGCCUAAGGUGCCGGACAUCAAGAAGUGCAUCGACAUUCUCCUGGAGAAGGAGUACCUCGAGCGUUUGGAAGGCGACGAGCUAGGUUACCUGGCUUGA
Messenger RNA from Aureobasidium subglaciale EXF-2481, 2289 nucleotides. RefSeq lists its product as uncharacterized. Lineage: Eukaryota; Fungi; Ascomycota; Dothideomycetes; Dothideales; Saccotheciaceae. Gene Ontology annotation, cellular component: SCF ubiquitin ligase complex. The record is from RefSeq and is a predicted model, not a curated record. The transcript is spliced from 3 exons. Gene Ontology annotation, molecular function: ubiquitin protein ligase binding. Bases 1 to 2289 code for a protein of 762 amino acids. Gene Ontology annotation, biological process: protein ubiquitination; SCF-dependent proteasomal ubiquitin-dependent protein catabolic process.